Messenger RNA from Aspergillus pseudotamarii, 1887 nucleotides. RefSeq names its product putative C2H2 finger domain protein (gene zfpA). Gene Ontology annotation, biological process: regulation of transcription by RNA polymerase II. The record is from RefSeq and is a predicted model, not a curated record. NCBI's taxonomy places the organism in Eukaryota, Fungi, Ascomycota, Eurotiomycetes, Eurotiales, Aspergillaceae. Gene Ontology annotation, cellular component: nucleus. The coding region runs from base 1 to 1887 and encodes 628 amino acids. The transcript is spliced from 2 exons.
AUGCUGGCAUUCGAACCGCCGAGGCAGCAGCAAACUCCAUACUUCCAGCAUUUCACCAUGGAUCCUGCGUUGACCGAGCCCUUUACCUUUCACGUGGACUUGAGUGGCUUCGGACAAGGUCCCAAUUCCUCACGACUGCCCCAGUCAACUUAUUACGAUACUCCGUCGGUUGAUGCAUAUUCCGAUACCAAUAAAGCGACCAACUUCCCGCCGAUGCCGGCUACUCCACCCUCCGCCCCAAUCUCUCGUUCCUCCGAACCUUUCAUGCCGGGUCUUUCCACGGCCUCUGGUCCUUCAAUCGCAAGUGCUUCGUCUUCUGCUAUAGGCUCCCCUUACUCAGGAACUGCCCCGGCUAUUCACGAGAACUGGGUAGACACUAAUCACGGUCUGGGACUACCGGCUGCGGUCAUGAGUGACCUCUUGAAUGAAUGCACUGGCAACUCACUGGACAUGGAAAUUCUCUAUUCAAAGAAGAACUCAGAUGACUAUGUUGACCCUUCUUUGAUUGAGAGAUUACAACCACAAACGAACAUUCCUCAAUCUUCUAUGCCAUACCCUGAGCAGCCGAACUACGGCUAUCAUGGGUUACUUCCUCAGUCCCCCGAGCUUCCCUAUCUUCCCCAAGCCGAAGAGUAUCAUACACAGCCGGUUGCGCAGCAGCUCAAUCACAUCCCGAUGUCCUCCCCACUGAUCAAUAACCGGAGAUCCUCCAUCUCCUCUGACCGUUCCCGUCGCUCGCAGCUGAGUCCGGCUGCUAGUGACGCAUCUCUUGAUGAUGAGACCAAGGAGAAGGGACGGUGCCCCCACCCUGACUGCGGACGCGUCUUCAAAGAUUUGAAGGCCCAUUUACUAACCCAUCGGUCGGAGAGGCCCGAGAAAUGCCCCAUUGUUAACUGUCCAUAUCAUAUCAAGGGCUUCGCUCGUAAAUAUGACAAGAAUCGUCAUACUCUUAUUCAUUACAAAGGAACAAUGGUCUGCGGCUUUUGUCCAGGAUCUGGGUCACCGGCGGAAAAGAGCUUCAAUAGAGCAGACGUCUUCAAGCGCCACUUGACUUCGGUGCAUGGCGUGGAACAAACACCACCAAAUUGCCGGAAGAAGAGCUCAGCUUCGCCUAACAAGGCUAUCGCAGGGUAUCGCAAAGACGAGGCUAAAUGCUCCACAUGCGCUUCUACCUUCGACAACGCUCAGGAAUUUUACGAGCACUUGGACGACUGUGUUCUCCAAGUUGUGCAGCGGGAGCAACCUAGUGAGGCUAUCAACCGGAAACGCCUGGCUGAAGUCGACGAGGACGAGGAGGUGAAGAAAACCAUGGAGAAGCAUAAGCUGCUCGAUACGGCUGGUACCGUUGAUCGAUACGAUGACGAAAGUGACGACGAUGAAGAUGAUUCAAAUGAGUUUCUGUCUGUCCGGCGAUCCGCCAACAGCACUAUGAAAGGCGGCAGAGGCAGCUCUUCCGCCCGUGUUACCCUAGGAAACAGUGCUGUUACCAAGCGCCCAACUGCCUCGAAGCGGCGGAAUAACCGUGAUCGUUACCCCCAAUCCUGGGGUUGCCCCAGAAGCAGCAUCAACCUCAAAAGGCGCGUUCUGUGUGUGUAUGAUGGUCAACGCAGCCUGUGGAAGGAUGAAAUGAUGCUGAAAAACGAGCAUGAAGUCCGUAUAAAUCUUCCUGGUGGCGCUGGAGACGGCACUAAUCGAGAGGCAUAUGUGACGGAUCUGGACGUCCUAACUUUGGAGCGCGCGGAAGGCAUCCUGAACGCUACUGAAGAAGAACGGGGUCCUUGGCUAGAUGGGCCCUCUUCAAAGAUGAUUGGGCGACCGGCCAUUGCCAUGUCCAGUCUGUCCCAUCCUUAUGAAGGAGAGGUAGAUAUUGAUGAGUUGGUGUCUUGA